Messenger RNA from Drosophila ananassae, 1139 nucleotides. RefSeq names its product signal recognition particle receptor subunit beta (gene SrpRbeta). Lineage: Eukaryota; Metazoa; Arthropoda; Insecta; Diptera; Drosophilidae. Gene Ontology annotation, cellular component: Golgi apparatus. Gene Ontology annotation, molecular function: GTP binding. The transcript is spliced from 3 exons. The record is from RefSeq and is a predicted model, not a curated record. Gene Ontology annotation, biological process: protein localization to organelle; intracellular protein transport; Golgi to plasma membrane protein transport. Bases 89 to 823 code for a protein of 244 amino acids.
GUGGUUUAAAGUGUUGGGAAAUGCUCCUACGUUGUAUGCGUGUCAUUUUCCCCUCGUCCGAUUUGUUUGGAAUAGUUGUUGACCGAAAAUGGACAAACUAAAUGAAAACACCCGCGAACGAAAGCAGAUUAAGCUGGGCGAGAUCGACACGGGUCCCAUCCUGGUGGCUCUGCUCCUGGGUUUCAUUGCUGUGGCCAUUUUUGUAAUCCUCCGACGACGCUCCGCUGGUCGCAAGGACUUCCUCUUGACUGGUCUCAGUGAAUCCGGUAAAAGCGCUAUAUUCAUGCAGUUGCUGCAUGGUAAAUUUCCGGCCACAUUUACUUCUAUCAAGGAGAACGUGGGCGAUUAUCAGGCGGGAGGUUCCUCCGCCAAGUUGGUGGAUAUUCCCGGACACUACAGAGUGCGCGACAAGUGCUUUGAGCUGUACAAGCACCGAGCCAAGGGAAUUGUUUUUGUGGUGGACUCUGUGACGGUGCAAAAGGAAAUCCGCGACGUAGCCGACUCUCUAUACACUAUCCUGUCGGACAGUGCCACACAGAACUGCUCUGUUUUGGUACUCUGCAACAAACAGGACCAGACCACUGCCAAGAGCUCACAAGUUAUCAAAACACUGCUGGAGAAAGAGAUCCACACCGUGAGGGAUACGCGCAGUAGGAAGCUUCAGUCCGUAGGAGACGAUGACGCCAACAAAACUAUUACUCUUGGCAAGCCAGGGCGCGAUUUUGAAUUCUCGCACAUCGCCCAGAACGUCCAGUUUGUAGAAGCCUCGGCUAAGGAGCAGGAAUUGAAUACCCUCACCGACUGGCUGGCUCGUCUGCUGUGAGAUACAGCUCUACUAUCCUGGAGGACUGAGUCAAAUUGUAUCCUAAUCGAACGAAUGCGAAACCCCCUUCGACACAUUGAUAUUUAUUUUACAGCUUAGUGCGCCCCAAAGUCGCAUAUAUAUACGCCAUGCCUAUAUAUCCAGCUGUUAGAGUAUAAAAUCGUGAAUUGUUAAAUCCUUUUGUCCUGAACCUUGCUUCCCUUCUGUUUUCCCAGCUGCUUAUUUUUAGGUUUAUAAUGAAAUUUUUACAAAUGUUAGCAUUAAUUUUGUGCUAGAUUUCUUAAAUAAGAUAAAAAUGAUCAACGAUUUAUAAAAA